AUGCCAAAUUAUCGUAAAAAUUCUUAUUUGAAAGACAGUAGUACAUCUCCAAUUAAGAUAAUGUCAUUUAUAUUACCUAACGGAAAUUAUCCGCCUGGCAUAUUGCCAAUAUCUGAUUUAUCAAAAGUUGCUUCAUCAAAUAAUAGUAAUACUAAUACUAAAAUGAAACAUUGUUCAUCAAGUCCUACGAUACGUAAUCAGGCAAAUCCAAUGACAAUUAAUAAUAACAAAACAUCGUCUUAUCAUUAUACAAAUUAUUAUAAUAAUAAUCAUUAUUUAUCAACAUCUUAUCCAUCUUCUUCUUCUAUUAUCCGUCACCAGCAAACACGUUCUCAUCUUCAGAAAGUACCAACAUCACGUACAUCACCAACAACUACCAUUGUCUCACGUUCAUUACCAGCUGUACCAGUGUUUUAUUCACCAAAACGUGGUGAUAAUACAUAUCAAGAACCACCUUUGGAUGUUAAAGAUUUACCAAAGCCACCUGUUUCAUGGUAUUUAAGUGAUUCAGCUACAUCAUCUGAUAAUGAAGAAAAUACAAAUAAUAAUAAUUUUGAUACUGUAUCAACUGAUAAUGCUUUAUCUAUGAGUCCAUUGAGAAUGUCUGAUGAGAAUGAAAUUAAGAAAACAGAUGACGAAGAAGAAGAUCGACAAGAAAGUUUAAGCUCGUCAACUUCUACAUUAAUAGCUUCAGACAAUGAUAAUUUCUCACGCACUACAAAGUCAACACGUUGGUUAUUUCCAAAAAGUUAUUAUUCAAAACCAACCAGUCAUUAUCAACGUCCACGUCCAUCAUCAUACAAUUAUUUUAAAAACAAUUAUUAUAAUCAUGAACAACAUCAGCAAUAUUACUAUAAACAGCAGAGAUAUGCCUACAAUUCAGGAGGAGUUGGUUGUAUAACUGUUAAAGGGUAA
Messenger RNA from Didymodactylos carnosus, 915 nucleotides. The record is from the annotation of a GenBank genome assembly. NCBI's taxonomy places the organism in Eukaryota, Metazoa, Rotifera, Eurotatoria, Philodinida, Philodinidae.